AUGAGAAGGGCUGCAGCAGCAAGUCAUUUCACACACCUGUCUACCUAUCACCAGGUAUUCCAAGAGAACGAGUACAAGAAGACCGUCACGGUUCCGAUCAUCAACGACAACCAGUACGAGGCAGACGUAGAUUUUUACGUCAUUCUCAAGAACCCCCACGGUGGCACGGGCAUUGGCGACCCUAGUGUGACACGGGUGACCAUUGUGGACGACGACGAACCCGGAGAGUUCGAGUUCGAAGACACCCACUACCACCUGGACUGCAAGACUGGCAAAGUAACCCUUCGUGUCAUGAGAGAGCAUGGCUUUGACGGAAAGGUGUCUAUGGACUACAGUACUGU
This is a messenger RNA of Aplysia californica (California sea hare), 341 nucleotides long. Its product is annotated as sodium/calcium exchanger 2-like. Gene Ontology annotation, biological process: cell communication; metal ion transport. Gene Ontology annotation, cellular component: membrane. Lineage: Eukaryota; Metazoa; Mollusca; Gastropoda; Aplysiida; Aplysiidae. The record is from RefSeq and is a predicted model, not a curated record.